AUGACAGACGAUCCCUGGGAUGAUUGGGAAACUGCAGCUGAUGCAAAUCUAGAUCCAAAACCAAGAAAGAUUGUAGAUGAACAUAAAACAAACUUAAAGCUAUGGCAAGAAGCAAAUACUUUUACACACCCAGAAAUAAUUCGUACUGAUUCAACAAGAACAGAAUAUGUUCCAGAACUUCAUAUCUUAAAACGUCCUACAAAACCUGGAUCUACAACCACCACUAAUCCAGCUCAUUUAUUAUCAUUAGUUGAUUCAUCAAUUCCUGAUUUUUCAAAAAAGUCUUUGCAAGAACGUGAGACAGAAUAUUUAUUAGCUAGACAAAGGAUCUUUGGCAGUAUUGAUAAUAGCGAUGGUGGUGGUGGUAGCAGUACUACCGGAGAUCAUGUUAACAUUAUUAAUAGUAAUGAUAACAAUCAUGGAAUUAUUAAUGCAGACAUUAAACAGAUAAAAAUAAAGAAAAAAGAAAAAGACAUACAUUACGAAAAACCGAAAAUCAAUCUUAAUAUUAAAAAAAAUCAGUCUUCAUCACAAUCAAAUAUCAUAUCAAGAGAGCCAAAACCACCUCCUGCUAAUGGACAAAACAUUGGAUUUUUCCUUACAGUCAAAAUACUUUAG
Messenger RNA from Entrophospora candida, 618 nucleotides. The record is from the annotation of a GenBank genome assembly. NCBI's taxonomy places the organism in Eukaryota, Fungi, Glomeromycota, Glomeromycetes, Entrophosporales, Entrophosporaceae.